GUCUUUUUGCCCAAGUCUCGCACAACACUCUUCGUAAAAUGCGUGGUAAAUGACCGAUGAAUACACAGGAAUCGUUAGAUGGCGCUUGGAUAAUCCAGAUCGUGAUGUCGUAUGUGUGUAGAAAACAGUUCCAACCUCUAGCUUAUGGAAACAAAUAGUCUUCGUGGGGUGAUGCUCGUCUUGGGCGUGUCGUGUCGUGCCGGGAUGUGUGGUGCAUGUACCAAAGUGCGGAGAUGCCAGGCGAACGGAUGGUCGAACAGAAGAAGAAAGGACUGCGGAUGGCGGAUGAUUUUUCGACUCAUCGGGAUGGGCCAUAAAUCUUCCAGCAACCGCCACCUCGCGCUCGCCGUCCUGAUGUGGUAGUAAAAAAGACCAAAGAAAACAACCGCUUCGCUCCUCGUCCCCUAACU
Ilyonectria robusta is the source of this 410-nucleotide messenger RNA. RefSeq lists its product as uncharacterized. Gene Ontology annotation, molecular function: 2 iron, 2 sulfur cluster binding. The coding region runs from base 145 to 363 and encodes 72 amino acids. The record is from RefSeq and is a predicted model, not a curated record. The transcript has a single exon. NCBI's taxonomy places the organism in Eukaryota, Fungi, Ascomycota, Sordariomycetes, Hypocreales, Nectriaceae.